AGACUAAGAGGUAGAAAAAAUGAAUAAAAUUAUUGGAGAAAAAAAGGAAUCUGAGAUCCUAAAUCCAAAUCCUCAGGAGAUUCUAGUCAUAGGAGCUGGUUUGCCCAGGACUGGGACCUUGUCCCUGAAGGUCGCCCUGACCCGGCUGUACAGUGCAAGAUGCUACCACAUGAUGGAGACCUUCAAGGGAUCCCAGGAGCAUGUUGAUCUUUGGUUGAAUGCAGCUGAUGGUAAAAACUCUGCUGAAGACUGGACAACAUUUUUUAAAAAAGAGGGAUAUAUAUCCGGAGUUGAUUAUCCCUUCUCCUUGUUCUGGAAGGAUCUGGUGACUGUGUAUCCUAAUGCUAAGGUUGUCCUGUCUACCCGUGAACCUGAGAAAUGGUAUACAUCUGUGUAUGAAUCUAUCUGGCAGGUUCAAUUAUUCAAAGAGAACUCAUGGACUGCUCAUCUUCUCUUUAAGAUGCUGGACAAAAAAAGACCAGUGAACUGGAUGGCUAAACUGAUGGAAACUAAGGGACCGGGCAUGGAUUUAUCAAUGCACGAGGCUAUCACUGCAGGACCGGAUACAGCCAAACAGUAUUUUAUAGAUUGGGAGGAGAAUGUUAAGGCCUCUAUCUCUGCCGAGAGAUUACUCGUUCACAGUGCAAAGGAGGGAUGGAAACCUCUUUGUGAUUUUCUUGGAUUUGAUAUUCCGGAUGAACCGUAUCCACGAGUCAACGAUACUGCUUCUAUACAGAAGGCUGUUCGAAUGAUUAAGUUGUUAAAUUUCGGAAUAUUCUACGUUGCUCCCGUUCUUGUAGGAGUAGCAGUCUAUUCAUGGCAGGAUUGUAUCUGGGCUGGGCUGGGCUUUCAUCUGUAAUAAACGACAUUUAACUCUCCGAGCCCAAAACGUAAGACAGGGCUCUGUUGUACUUUGUGAUCUAUGCAAGCAUCUUGUUUUUUUGUACUGUACUGUAGCGUACAUGGAUCAUGCAUGGAACACGUUGCAUUGUAUUGAGCUGAGUAACAUAAUGCAGGGUUACCCACACAGGAUAAGAAAUUAGAGACGACUAUACAGCAUUCAUACUGUCUUUUUCCUUAUACUAGUUUUGAUUCCCUGCAACUGUUAACUUUUUCUUUUAUUGUUAGAUCAUUUAAUGAAUCAUUAUAGUAUUAUAUUCAAUGCAGAAGAUUUAAUUUAACCUCAAAUGUCUUUACAGUCUCAUGCUUUCUGAUUAAUCCUGUAUUAGCUGAAUAUCAAGUCUUUACAGUCUCAUGCUUUCUGAUUAAUCCUGUAGUAGCUGAAUAUCAAGUCUUUACAGUCUCAUGCUUUCUGAU
Molecule: messenger RNA, 1317 nt
Organism: Eurytemora carolleeae
Lineage: Eukaryota; Metazoa; Arthropoda; Copepoda; Calanoida; Temoridae
Exons: 13
Coding region: 20-859 (279 amino acids)
Source: RefSeq, a predicted model, not a curated record